Molecule: messenger RNA, 3837 nt
Organism: Lachancea nothofagi CBS 11611
Lineage: Eukaryota; Fungi; Ascomycota; Saccharomycetes; Saccharomycetales; Saccharomycetaceae
Source: the annotation of a GenBank genome assembly
AUGAGCCAUGAGAGCGACUUUUUCAAAAACAUUGCGUUGAAUGAGACGUUGUAUGCGAAACACAUAUGUGAAAACACCGCGCAACGCAUCACUGAAGGUGAGAAGGUUCCGAUCCUUUCGAUCCCAAGAACAUCUUUUACAGCGUUCAGACUCAGUUAUGCAUCGCCUGUGGAAAUAUCACAGAGCUCCAGGUCUGUUCUCCUGGGCGGUGUUCCCAAUCUAUGGUAUCUCCAGCACAAGAGCAACUUCUUGAGAUCGCUAUACCGUUUGGCGCACAAAAAGGUUAGCAGAAGAGUCCAGCUGGCUGGUCAGUAUGCAAAUGGCGUGAGUUAUCACUCCAGGCGGAGGUCGCGUCGUCCAAAAUCGAGCUUCGCGUUACACGAUGGAUCUAUUAAAAGGCAAGAUAAACCCAAACCUAAAUCAAAAGCGGCGCCACUGGAGUCUAACGUGGAUCCAAGUAUUGGGAAGGGAGAGAUCAGGUUUGUCGCUCAAUUGCGCUCUUCGUCGCCGAGAUCUUCAUCUCCGGUUUCGAGUGAUACCAAUAGCGUGGCCGUGGCUGAUCUUUCUCAAGAGGGUGGGCACGGGCUUUCGAUCGCGAAUAAUGAUAAUUCAAAGCUUUCCGCGCCAAAGUGCUCCGCGACAAAGUGCCGAGGCUCAUUGUUGCGUAUUGACCCUUCUGUGCAUCCAGUUCCAGAUUCAGCACCAGAGAAUUUAAAUGGGAACCACCAAAAUCGUUCCCCUGUAUCUCAAGCAAAUAACUCCGGAGAUCGCAACGAUCUCAAGGCUUCGGGUUUAAAGAGACCUUGCAUCGAUGCUACGAAAACCAACAAAAAGCUCGCGAGCUUUCAAUAUAGCAUGCAGUCUGAGGAAUAUUAUUCUGCUGAAGACGGGUUCACGUCGUCAAGCUCCGAAUAUGAAGAUACACUAUCAGACAGUACCCCUGAAACUAUAAAAAGUGAGAUUAUACAUCAUCCACAAUCUAGCAGAACCGCCGUACCAGUAUUAAUACAACCACUCUCGGAGAAAAGAAGCGCCUCUAACGUAAAGUUCAGGGACGAAGAACGACCGGUGCGACAACGUCAAGAGUCUUCGGCAAAUUUGAGGGCUCCCUCUGAUGACAGUCAAGCUAGCGACACCCAAGCAAGUGGUCUUUCUUACAGCUUUGAUGAGGACGAAUACCACACAAGGCGCAAUGGUUCAAAGUCAGGCCAAGUAGAAUACCUGAGAUUAGUCAGUCCAGAACCUAAUAAAUUGACUCCACAGGAGAGUACUAACAUCUCAAAACUCGAUGAACGUCGAAAAGUUCUGAAGGAUGUCAAAAGCUUUGUCAGUGAGACUGGCAGAAAAAUACAUUUCGAUAAGUUGGACAAGUUUCAUUUUGAUUUGAGCCGAGUUCUCGGUGCAGAUCACACAAUCUCACAGAAGUUCUUCAAAAAAUUCAGCGCUGGUGAAGUUGUAAAGAUGGAAAAAAUGCUCGUCUUUGUGAAAUCAUCCAAGUCUGCUCGCGGUCCACCCUUGCAUUUCUCCGAUGUAGAGCCUAUAGAUACGCGGGUUGUUGAGAGGUGGAAGGAAUUCAUAGUUGUGGCGCGCGCCACGGGGGUACCAGAGGCACCUUUAUAUCUGCAGUUUUAUCGCAAUAGGAACAUCCCCCAUGUCGAGGCGUAUAACAGUUCUGUCGAAAACUACAGGGCAAAUUCCAUGGAUUUCAUGUUUGACAGUUCUUGCAUCGUGGGAUUUUAUAACACUUUGGACAAGACAAUUCAUGUGAUUACAACGGCGCCCUCUAAAGUGGACGCCGGAAAGAUGCAUGCAGACAGGUUUUCGCAAAUUACAGGACGUCUGAAAAUUUACAUUUUGAGAUGUAGCUCCUCUGCAUCUGCAGAAAAAUGGUUGCUAUUUCUUCGAAGGUCGCUGGGGAUUGUAGACCGCUCAACAAAAGUCCAUAUCAAUAUUCCAGAAGUCAAGGUUUCACUUGAGAUUCCUCUUCCCCUUGACCUGCUUCGAGUAUUUGAUAAACAAUCUUAUCUCGAAGAAGACAACUUAAAAUUGUUGAUGAUGCCUCGAGGAUAUAAGCCUGUUUCAUUUCCCUUGGCUAGAUAUUUGGAGUUAGUCAUAUUGAACAAAUUGGGUGAGUGUGGUUACAAAAAUGCCAUUUCUGGUUUGAUCCAAGCUAACACAAUUAGUGGAUUUUGUUGGAAACAUUAUGAUAGGAUAGAAUGGUGUCCCGGUGAUCAGUAUGAUUUAGCACUUAGUGGCGUUUCACUCAAGGAAUCACAUUUGUUGGAAUACCGGUCAUUAACGCACUACCCAAGGAGUGUAAUAUUAAAAAAUGGGGAAACCUGGACAGAACCUUCGGGUGUGGAAGGAUUUUUAAUGAAAUGCACAAAUCGAUAUGGUAAAGAGACGGAGAAAGUACUUCACACAGCUUACUACAGAUUUCUCUAUUUUUUCACAUCCGAUGGGUUGUUAUUUUUUAUGAGUUCUUUCAAAGGUUUACCGCCACUUCCCGAUGGAGUCCUCAGCAAAGAUGAGAGUUGUGCUUACGAUAUUGGCAAAUUGGAAGAUAAGAUAAAAAAUCUUCCUGAAAGUUUCGAACAUAAUCCAUACCCUCUUGACCUCGAUAGCCAUAUCGAAUGGCUGAAGGAAGAUACGAGCUCGGCCGAUUUCCAAGAGAAGGAUAAUGCUGCCUUUGCGGCAAUGUGGAGGAAAAUAGCGCAUGUCAUAAAAGCUGAAAAGGUCAUUGAUCUCACCGAAGUUAUCGGGGUUUCUAAACUUUCUGCUGCCAAUGAAAAUUCAACUGAGCUCAGGUACAGAUUUCUAACCGGCGCUAAUAACUUUGUUUGGAAAGCUACCCAGUCAGUUGAGGAAACAAUUGAAUCGAUGUUUGUCCUUUCUAUGAGUAAUGGUUUGAAAGUAAAACUUUUGGCGCCUUCUCCUCAAGUUGCCGAUGAGUGGGUGACAAGGUUAGAGUAUUUAAGCAGGUACUGGAAACAUAGAAAGAGUGAGGACACAAAAUCCAUGUGGUCUGCUAAAAUGGAAAACCUUUCCAAUUUGAAGAUUCCUGAAUCAGAAGAGUCCAAUAUCAGCGAAGACACGCCUAAAUGGGUCACUGAUCGAGGUGUUGCCAAUGAAAAUGUCUACAACAUAAGUGCGCAGGCAAUGCUUAGACCACUAAUGCAAAGCGGAAUUCUGUAUGAAAAACCACACAAGCAUUCGAGCUUUAAGAAGUUUUUUGUCAUAUUGACGCCGGGAUUCAUAAUACUUUACAAAUACUUCAAGAGCGCUAAGGUGAACUAUUCAAAAAAAGUGGUUGACCAUCGGCAUUAUAUGACUAUCCCGAUAGAAGAAUGUUACGUCUAUUCGGGAAAUCUGACUUCCUUGGAUUUACUGCAGCGGGACAAACAAUUUGAUAAUUUGAAUCCAGGCCAUAAUCCCUUGCCGCGAGUCUACCCAGAUGGGUGGAGAUCUAGUGAAGAUGAGGCUUCAAAAUGUUUUACGCUCUGGUUCGGCACAAAGAGGGCUGUGUCGAACUAUAAUUCCUUGUUCAACUACAAUCCAAAAAGUCGCACGCACACUGCUAGCUCUGUAAACGGCACUGAUGAAGUGCAAUCCGGUGCUGAAAGUGACAUGCCAAACACGAGGUCAUCGGAAGCUGGUGAUCUCAACAUGGAAGGAAAUCCUCAAAAAAACAAGAACUUUUUACGGGCAGUUAGCAGGUUAGGAGUUUCCGGGAGGUCACUUGUGUUUAUGGCACGCUCGAGACAGGAGAGGGAUCAAUGGGCGCUGAAAAUCCAAUGUGAGUUAGAGAGGUUGAAAGGAAGCACAACUGCUUCCUAG